AUGUCGGCUAAUCAGUUGAAUCAGUUUACAAUUCGAGAAGUCGUAGAUCACCAGUUCCAUCCGGUGGGAAGCGCCGACGACGAGAACGAUACGGCGUCCGAUGAGGAACAGGUGCCCGUCAUGUACCAAUACGAAAUGGUCAGCCCAUCGAUGAGGACCGUGAAAAGGCGCGGCCACCUGCCCAAAGACGCCGUCAAGAUACUGAAAACCUGGCUGUACGAUCACCGGUUCAACGCCUACCCGACCGAAAUCGAGAAGCACAUUCUAUCGCAAGAAACGAAUCUCACCGUAUUGCAAAUCAGCAAUUGGUUCAUCAACGCCCGCAGGAGAUACCUGCCGGAGAUGAUGAGGCGCGAAGGUUACGAUUCGGUGCAGUACACGAUCACGCGACGCCGGCGCGCCUCCUCGUCGCCGAGGAACUCGAUGGAACUGGGCACCCCCACCAUCGGAGGCAUCUACUACAAGAAGGGCAAGAAGAUGAUGCGCUUCGAUCGCGUCGACAGCGACACCGAAUACGAAGUGGACACCAACGGAUUCGUCGAGGCCCAAACGCAACACGUCAACAUAACCACCCCGACGGGCAGCAGGAAAUUCAACCCGUGGAACGCCGACGUGCAUUACGGUCUGACCGUUAACUCGGCCGAUAAAAUCAAAUCGGAGAACGUACAAUUCAUAACGCCUCAAAGCAACAGCCAAACGACGGCGAGCAGUACGAGCAGCACGAGCAGCCCGUUCCCUUCGAACUUGGUGGUGGUGAAGACGGCUUCGGGUAAGAACAUCGUGCUGAAGGUGAUCUCGCAAACGACGGACAUACCGAAGCAGUACUUGCUGAAGACGAAGAAGCAAGCGCCGAUGGUGGAGGUGGUGAAAGAAGUGGCCGCCGACGACGAGCAAGGGACCAUGGAGGAGCAGGAGAUCGAAGAGGAAGGGACGAUUAUCGAAGAGGAAAUCGUGCCGGAUUACGACGAGAGCGCCGAUGGUAUGGUGGAAACCGAGAUGGUUACUGUAGAUGAGGAUGGCGAAGAGGUGUAUGUACCUGAAGAGGAAGUUGAGGAGGUUUUCGUCAAUGAGGUAACCUUAGAAGAAGAUUGUAAUGAGGUGACUAUCGAAGAAAACGUAAAUGAAGUAAUGGUGGAAGAGGAUGAGGGUGAAGAAGUGGUCGAAGAAGUUGAGGACGGUCAGGUAGUUAUUAAAACUGAGAACUAA
Phyllotreta striolata is the source of this 1206-nucleotide messenger RNA. The record is from the annotation of a GenBank genome assembly. NCBI's taxonomy places the organism in Eukaryota, Metazoa, Arthropoda, Insecta, Coleoptera, Chrysomelidae.